AACUUUGAAAUGUGAUGCCGAAAAGAGCCCAGUAUAUAAAGUCACAAUGAAUAUAUGGUCUCGUGUCUGGACAGUGUGACGAGAUGUCUAACAAACUUGUUGUCAAGUGUGGGAACUUUGCAGUUCUGGUGGAUCUUCAUGUUUUGCCUCAAGGCACCAGUAAAGACACCAGCUGGUUUUCUGACCAUGAGAAGGAGGAAGUCUGUACAUUACUGAGAGACACAAUUGAUUCCAGAGUGAGGCAGCAUAUUGAAAGCCGCAGACAGCAGGGUCAGGUGAAGCUUAAAGAAUACACACAGGCCAAGCCAUUGUUUCUGAAAGGAAACACAUUUCGGAUUGCGGCCUACUUCAUCAAAAGAUGGGUCAACAUUCGUUGUGUGGUAAAACAUCAGUAUCGAGAGCUUUAUGUAUUUCCAGACAGAUUAGUGGUGUGUGCAAGUCAGCUUGAACCUUGUCCCAGUACAUAUGAUGCUCAGGCUAUUAAAGCUGCCAGCAAGAAAGAGCCUUCCAGCAGUACAUCCGAAUAUUUUGCUGAACACGGAGAAAGUGAAUUAAACAACAUAUUAGCCACCACAGUGAAGGAGCAGGCCGUGCUGAGAAACAUAGUAAAGAAGAAUAAAGCUGCAAAGGAUGCAGACUCUGGAUUCAGCAACGAUUUGAAAGUGUGCCCUGGUCUUGGGCUAGUAGGCUCUGACAAAGGAAACAAAACUACUAUCUUGCCAUCUGAACUAGCAAGUGGGGAACAAGCUAAGCAUUGCAUAAAUACACCUCAUAACAGAUUGGAGCUUCCUGAUCUCGAAGUGGAAAAUGAUGUUAAUCGCAGACAGCCUUGUGGAAGUAGCAGCCAGGACAAAUCCCAAUCUGCAGAGUGGUUACAGGCACAGGACCUGACCAAGGCUCUUUCCUGGAUCUGUGAGUCAGCACUGCCAGAAGAUAAACAGACUCUCCGAACAAGCAUUAUGCAACACAAGAGGAGGCGACACAGCUCGGAAGGGAAGACCGAAGCAGCUUGUAAGAAAGCAGAUUUAAGGGACGAUAUAUUUUUAAGCCAGGCUAAUACAGGGCCAGAGGCUAUGGAAAACAUGAGUUUAGCUUUAAGGAUCCUAAAGUAUCAAAAGCCUUCAACAGACACAGGUAGCCCAGAAGUGCCAAUAGAACAAAAAUGUAAUCCUAGCACAAAGUCAGAAAAUGGUCCAUCCAAUAAGUUAAAACGUCAAAGGAUUAAAAAGUAA
Nanorana parkeri is the source of this 1232-nucleotide messenger RNA. It is a transcript of the gene SLX4IP, whose product is annotated as SLX4 interacting protein. The coding region runs from base 84 to 1232 and encodes 382 amino acids. The record is from RefSeq and is a predicted model, not a curated record. The transcript is spliced from 8 exons. Lineage: Eukaryota; Metazoa; Chordata; Amphibia; Anura; Dicroglossidae.